AUGGCCUUAUCUAAAAAUCUAUUUGGAAUUUCAAAAUUAGCGCUGACUUUAUCUCGCCGAUUGGUUCAUAAUAUUGUUGAUACUACCAAGCCAAAAGAAGGAAUUUUUCCAAAUGGACCCUUAGACGAAGAUCUUGAGAAAAAGCAAUGUGUUCUGUGUCGUUUAAACGUAACUCCUGACUGGAAAAACGUGCGGUUGUUGUCACAAUUCCAAAGUGCUUACACUGGUAGAAUUUACGGACGCCAUAUAACUGGUUUAUGCAAGCACAAGCAAGAACUAGUUGAACGUGAAAUUCUUAAAGCUCAAAACAGUGGUUUUAUGCCCUUUUACAUGAAAGAGCCAAACUAUUUGCAUGAUCCAAUGCUUUUUGACCCAGAUCAUCCAUUUAGACCUCACAAAUAUUAA
This is a messenger RNA of Cotesia congregata, 405 nucleotides long. NCBI's taxonomy places the organism in Eukaryota, Metazoa, Arthropoda, Insecta, Hymenoptera, Braconidae. The record is from the annotation of a GenBank genome assembly.